Molecule: messenger RNA, 630 nt
Organism: Solea senegalensis (Senegalese sole)
Lineage: Eukaryota; Metazoa; Chordata; Actinopteri; Pleuronectiformes; Soleidae
Exons: 5
Source: RefSeq, a predicted model, not a curated record
AUGUUGGUAUGCCGUUUCUACUGCCCAGUGGGGAGCAUCAGUCCAUUUUCUUGUCCUAAGGGGACCUAUGGACCAGCUACGGAUGCUUUGUCCAUUGACAACUGUCUGAAGUGUCCUCCCCACCACUACUGUCCCAGACCAGGUUUGUCUUCCCCCUACUUCUGUGGUCCCAUGGCUCAGCAGCCUCUCCCAGGACAGGACACAUGCAUCUGCCCAGGAGAGGGACAGAGUUUUCAGAUCAGUAAUGGAUGGUGUCAAUGUACCAUUGGCUACCAACCUGCCAACAAUGGAGAUGUUUGUGUACACAAACGGUAUGAAGUCUGCAGAGACGGACAAACACGUACACAGCAUGGAGACUGUCUGGACAAACAUCAGUGGUCACUACACUGCAGACAGGUGUGCCAAUCUGCAGAAGACUACCAGGGCUAUGAUAGAGAGCUGGGUCUGUGUGUCUGUAGAGAGCCUCCUGGAAGAGCUGCAUGUGGCAGUCUGUGCAGGAACAGGUCGGCUGCAGAGCUGCAGCUCCAAUGCCAGGCCAGGGGAGAUAUGGAACUGGUGUGGAGCUUUGACAGUAAGGUGUCAGGCGUCUCUGGCAGCUUGCUGGAGACAGCUUUUAAACAGUGGGACUCC